Messenger RNA from Anthostomella pinea, 576 nucleotides. NCBI's taxonomy places the organism in Eukaryota, Fungi, Ascomycota, Sordariomycetes, Xylariales, Xylariaceae. The record is from the annotation of a GenBank genome assembly.
AUGCUACUGUCGGCGAUUUUCACGCUGCCAAUAACUUUGUGGAAAGAAGGAAUCGCAGAGAAGGAAUCGGCCAUCAGCCGACAGAGUGGGAUGUUUGGGCUAGUCCUGAUGCGAUGCGAAGGGGCAACUGGUCAAUACGUGCGCAUUGGCCGCUUUAGUUGUCCCAAUGAUGCUAGACGGCAACUUCUCGCCACUGUGUACGAUCCUCUGCCAGCUUCGAGGAAACAGCGCAUCAAGACCGCGUCGCCCAAAUCACUGGGGUUGCCGCUAGGGUCUGAAAGCUCUGCUGAAAGAAUAAACUCGGUCCACGACGUCUCUCCAAUACUCGAAGAAUCCAGCAAGAAAGUCGCCCCCGAGCGAGCCGCGACACCCGUGCGAGCCUUGGAAGGCAACGAAAAAGUAGAGUGUCCUCGCGAAUUUGAAGUCAGCGACGAAGAAGAGGAACCUGAGCGAGAUGCAGCCGGAGCAGCCGAAGAAGAAUGGCGAGUCCACCAGCUCUUCCCUCAAUGGUGUCUGGGCCGUGCAUAUGCUCCAGGCGAUGAGGCUAUACCGAGCAGAGUCAUCACUAUCGUGUAG